CGGGGUCUCUCGCGCGGCUGCUACGUCACUCCGGGGCCCGGGGAGUUUGGGCCUGGGCUGUGAACGAGUAGUUAGUUUCUUGGCCUCUGGAGUCUCGUCCUCCGUCGCUGACUUCAGAGAACCUUUCAAGAGUUGGCUGGAAGCUGCGGCCCUUAUUAGAGGGGGGCGCCUCGUCCCUGAGGUGCAGGGAGCCACGCAGCGUCCUCUCCAGCCCUCCGCGGUGGUUGACACACUCUUCUCCUUCUGGAAUUGCGUUUCAGGCGACCUUGAGCGCAGAGGGACGCCUGGCCUGUUGUAGUUCCUGCCUGCAGGAACUUCGUGGGAAUUUCGGUAUAUGGAAAAUUUCUCUGUUCCAGCUGGUGUGAAUCCAGAGGUCUUAGUAUUGUACCAGGACCAAAAUAUUGUGUCGGCCAGCUGAGGACCCCCAGAAUCCCAUGGGUUUCUAAAACCUAAAUUCUCAGAAGCUUUCUUCCAACCUGCCCUGCCAAAGCUUAGGGAGACCGGGAUACACAUGGAAAUCAAAGGACAAUUUGUAGGAAUUGAUUUUCUUCUUCUAUUGUGUGGGAGCGCCAUGGCCCGUGUUGCCUUGAUUUCUGGGUUGACUCGUAGCACUGUGGGAGCCAUCUGCACGCAGGCUGCUACGUGGAGAUUGACAGCCAGCUCUUUGCGUCACCUUACUCUAACCAGAAGCAUAAUGAAAUCCAAAAGGAAAGCUGAUCACUUGGAGAGAACUGCGAGUGUCCUCCGACGGGAGGUCGUGGCUACAGCUAAGGUGUGUGAAAUUGCCCAGGAGUCUCCAUCAGUGAAGAGCCUCCGUUUGCUUGUCGCUGAUAAAGACUUCUCUUUUAAAGCUGGCCAGUGGGUUGAUUUCUUUAUCCCAGGAGUCUCCGUCAUUGGUGGGUUUUCAAUUUGCUCCAGUCCCCAGCUGCUAGAACGAGAGAGGAUAAUAGAGUUGGCAGUGAAAUACACAGACCACCCUCCUGCUAUCUGGGUUCACAAGAAGUGCACACUUGACUCUGAAGUGGCGCUCAGAGUGGGUGGAGAGUUCUUCUUUGACCCUCAGCCCACAGAUGCCCCUCGAAACCUCGUGUUGAUUGCUGGAGGGGUUGGGAUUAACCCCCUGCUUUCCAUCCUGCGCCACUCAGCAGAUCUCCACCGAGACAAAGCGGACAGAGGAAGAGGCUAUGAGAUAGGAGCAAUAAAACUGUUCUACAGUGCCAAGAAUACCAGUGAACUCCUGUUUAAGAAAAAUAUCCUCAAUUUAGUAAAUGAAUUUCCUGAGAAGAUUACAUGCAGUUUGCAUGUUACAAAACAGACGGCACAAAUCAGUGCAGAACUUAAACCAUACAUCACAGAAGGAAGAAUAACGGAGAAGGAGAUACUACGCCAUAUUUCAGCAGAGACUCUGUUCUAUAUCUGCGGCCCACCUCCAAUGACAGACUUUUUCUCUAAGCAACUGGAGAGCAGCCAUGUUCCCAAGGAACACGUUUGCUUUGAGAAGUGGUGGUAGGGAGCCGGCCCAGAAGACCUGAGAGCCACCCAGGAGAGUGAGACUGUUUAGGGUUUGUGGAUUUGCCUCCGCCUGAGCUAUCUUUUUUUAAAGCUAUUAACCAAGUAUCCAACCCAAGACUAAAAGAAAAUCCAGCAACAGAUUUACACAAUAAACAUGCUGUCGACUCGUUAGUCAAGCUUUUCUUAACUA
Molecule: messenger RNA, 1702 nt
Organism: Arvicola amphibius (Eurasian water vole)
Lineage: Eukaryota; Metazoa; Chordata; Mammalia; Rodentia; Cricetidae
Gene: Oxnad1
Product: oxidoreductase NAD binding domain containing 1
Exons: 11
Coding region: 512-1510 (332 amino acids)
Cellular component (GO): mitochondrion
Molecular function (GO): oxidoreductase activity
Source: RefSeq, a predicted model, not a curated record